GCUCGCAGACAAAAUGGCGUUCAAGUAGUGAAGAUGAACGUUAUAUUGCAGAAAUGGUCUUCUGCUGCCCAUGACAGAAUAGAUAGAAUACCAAGAUGAGAUUUUCUAUUCUUCCACGACAUGACACUUUGUUAAUAGUCUUUAUUAUCAGUUUAGUUGCCGUUCCAUCGUUUAUAAGCUCAGGAAUUCCUAAAAAAGGUCCUGAAAGAGAACUCAAAGAAUCAAAACAUUCCAGAGAUAAAAAUGUGACAGACAGCAUUGCUGAUGUAGGAUCUGACAAGGAAUUCGUGAAGGAGGACAAUGAACUUGAUGACAACCAAAGACAGCAUGUGAUGAGAGACAAUGACUAUGAAUCUGAAGAAGGACCUGUCCAAGCAUUCAACAAAAGAAAACAUGGCCAAAGCGAAGAACAGGACAACCAAGGACCUAUGUAUGAUGCAGAAUAUGAUUCCAACACCCGAAGACCUCAGGAUGAAAUACAUGAAGCCCAAAGCUAUGACAGUGGCAUCCAUGAUAAAGAUUCCAGAGAUAAAAGUGUGACAGACAGCAUUGGUGAUGUAGGAUCUGACAAGGAAUUCGUGAAGGAGGACAAUGAACUUGAUGACAACCAAAGACAGCAUGUGAUGAGAGACAAUGACUAUGAAUCUGAAGAAGGACCUAUGUAUGAUGCAGAAUAUGAUUCCAACACCCGAAGACCUCAGGAUGAAAUACAUGAAGCCCAAAGCUAUGACAGUGGCAUCCAUGAUAAAGAUUCCAGAGAUAAAAGUGUGACAGACAGCAUUGGUGAUGUAGGAUCUGACCAGGAAUUCGUAAAGGAGGACAAUGAACUUGAUGACAACCAAAGACAGCAUGUGAUGAGAGACAAUGACUAUGAAUCUGAAGAAGGACCUGUCCAAGUAUUCUUAACAAACAAAAGAAAACAUGGCCAAAGCGAAGAACAGGACAACCAAGGACCUAUGUAUGAUGCAGAAUAUUAUUCCAACACCCGAAGACCUGAGGAUGAAAUACAUGAAGCCCAAAGCUAUGACAGUGGCAUUGAAGAAUCUGAUGAUGAAAUUUGGAAGGACAAGGAACAUUUUGGUCAAGGUUCUCAGAGCCAAUUGAAAAAGAAAAAAGAUCGGCAUGACAAUAAGUCAAAAACAGCUGAAGUUGAUGGAGCAAAAGGAAUGCACUCAUCCGAGUCAUUUCUUAUUCCUCAAGAUACAGUAAAAGAUGAGGAUAUUCAACACAUAUCCACUGAAGUGAAACACUUGGACGCUGCUGUCAAAAGGAUAUCAAGCUUUGUAAGAAAGACGCUUGGUAACAUUAAGAAGAACAUGCAUGAAAUGGCAAAAAUGGUAUCCCGGGUGCAUCCUAUUGCUCCUUCUACAAUGAGUCACAUGAUACAAGUUACAAUGACGAAGACGGAGAAAGCUGUACGGAAACUGUGCCUGGAACCCAUACAGAAGAGUCUCAGCAUUCCGCCCUGGUCGGCGUGGAGCUCCUGGGGGACCUGCUCCCUGACUUGUGGGAGUGGAGGCUACAAGCUGCGACAUCGUCAGUGCCAGUCAACAUCUCAUCACCAGUGUCUUGGCAACAACUUUGACCUCUCUCAUUGUGUGCUUCAAAACUGUCCAGCAACGUGGCUCUCAUGGGACCAGUGGACUUCCUGCUCAGCUACAUGUGGUAAUAAUGGCCACCAAAUGAGAAGCAGAAUGUGUCUGACUUCAUCUGAGAAAGUUCAUUGUGAAGGAUCCAUAUCCGAAAUGAAAGUUUGUUUUUCACACAGCUGCAAGGACUUACACAACAAUGCAAUCAACGGACAUAUUCACAUCGAGUCCAAGUUGGGCAACAAGGACCAUUUUCAUAUGAAUCUGCAUACACAUGAGCCAUCCAAAUCCACUAACACAUCAUCAGGUCAUGUGUGGUCGACCUGGAGUGGCUGGACAACGUGCGAACAGUGUUGGAAGGGUAACAGGAAACGGAUGAGAAUGUGUGUGAAUUCGCGGAAGCAACCGGACAACAAAAACCUGUGUCCUGGAGCUGAUGCAGAAUUUGGGCCAUGUGUUGGUCCAGCAUGCAACCAUGAUAAUGCUGUGUAUGUGUCUGAAGGCCAGUCUGUGGAAUUAAAAUGUCCAAAACCUCAAGGCACGGUUCCUACCCUGGUGUUCUGGAUCACGCCCAGGAAGCAGCGCAUCCGGCCCCACAGUGACAACAAAAGGAUACAUAUGUCUGGAUCUUCUCUCCUUGUUGAUGAUGCUAGAUAUGCUGACCAGGGGAUAUACAGUUGUAUUCUGCUGAUCAAGGGCUCUCACCAUAUGGUAGAAACUACACUUCUGGUGGACACAUGUAAAACCCGUCAAUGCCAGAAUGGUGGAGCCUGCAAGGUUACAAGCGACCCUGAGUUUGAUGGCAUCAUGAACUACAAGUGCAGUUGUACUGGAAAGUACCAGGCCCCCUUCUGUGUGAUUCGUUCAAUAAAUGUAGGCAAAUACAUCGGCCCCAUCAUCAUAUUAAUCAUUCUCCUGAUGCUCGUCAUAGGGCUUGCCUUGUGCCUCCUGAGAAGGUCCUUGCGUAAAGCUAAGAUUGAUUCCUUAGGAGAAAACCAAUGGAAAAAGGAAGGCACACUGCAAACGGAGAAGAAAACAAAACCCCACAAGACAGAUGGGAAGCCUGUACCCAUGGAGAGGCCAGAAGACAAAGCUGAUAUCGCCAACGCAAGCAUUGUCAGUAACGAUGGAUCCUUUGUCGAGAUUACUGAACAUGAUUAUGUUGACUUUGAUGGUUUUGACCUCCCCCAGGAAGAGAAGAACCCAAGAGGAGGCUAUGAAAGUGGCCAUGCUUCAGAUGGGUAUGAAGGCAAAUUCUUGAAAUAUCCAAGUCCCCCCUACAAAAAUGUGGGUAAGAAUUAUGAACAGAAAGAGUUUGAUUACAUCCCGAUGGACUCCCUUCCAGAACAUGUCAGCACUCACCCAAAUAAACCUGCAGGAGUUUACAAUGAUGUGUCAGCGUUCAAAGACGUCUCCAGUGGAAACAUUGAAAACUUCUAUGAGAAUCUCAGCUCGGAACAAAGAGCUAGGCCAUUCUACCCUCCACCAUCGAAAGGUGAACAAGAAUAUAUUGAGACAAUGAAAUACAAAGCUAGCUUAAAACAAGGAAAAGCUUCUAUUGACAGGGAGGCACUUGCCCAAGAGGCUGUGGAAAUUGUUGCAAAGAAUCUCACAAGGCAGUGUUUGGUUGAGAUCGAAAAUGAGUCCCAGAAUCCAACAAAAAUUGUGUCCACAGCUUUGAAUUCAUCUCAGAUGAGAUCUGAUUCGCCUGGACCAAAUAAAUAUCAGCCCCAUGGACGUCCUGGUAACCCCAAUACCAAUAUGACAGACAUAUCUGCUGUGAAUUCAAAAUCCCCUAAAAAGAAAACCAAAUCCACCCAAAGAGAGGAAACAGCGAAUCUGCAGACUAAACAUCUUAAUAGAGUCCCUCAGAACACAGCACCUGGUGAUGUUUCUGAUCCCGCUAAGGAUAACAGACCUGCUUUUAAGAAAGGAGGAGUAAUACCACCUGAGUCUCAGGGCUUUGUACAACAGCUCCUCACACAGACAGAGGGGAGACGUCCAAUGGUUUCAAAGAACAGGAAUCCUGUACCCAAAGCAAGGAGAAUUCCUGAAGACACAACCAGGCAAAGCCAAAUAAGAUCUCCAGUCAGCCCAACUCAUAGACGGUAUGUAUUCCCAAUGACACUGUCAGUCAAAGACAAGCAACAAGAGGCUGAGUUUCUCAAGCACUUUGCUACAUCUUUUUCCAGCCAGCCAGUAAGCCCUACUACCAGUACACCAAAGAAAAAUGACAAGAUAGCAUGUAUGAAUGUGAUCAUGCCUUCAGACAUUAUGAAGGAAGAAGAGGAUGACUCUGAAACUCUUGGCAAGAAGGGGAAGUCUGGUGAGCUAAUGGUGGUCACGUCUAGUAAAGUCCUUGGCAAAAGAGAACAGGAACCUGUGACUCGGGGCAGAGGCAACAUCAGCAGUAACAACAGACAAACCUCUGCAUCAGAGAUGUCUUCUGGGAGUGAAGUGUUCUCAGACUCAUACUACCAGUCUCUAACUCAAGUCUCUGAGCCCACUGAUUUGAGUGGAGGAAGCUUCUGUACACUAGACACACCAACCGUCGAGCCCACUGAUUUGAGUGGAGGAAGCCGUUUCCGUACACUGGACACAUCAACUGCCAGGCCCACUGAUUUGAGUGGAGGAAGCAGUUUCCGUACACUGGACAGAUCAAUGUCGUUACAGGCAAUGCCAGAUCUAGACAACACUGUCAGCUUUCCUAAGCUGACCAUCAGCUAUCACGAGGAGAGUCUUGGUCAAGCUGCUGGAUCUUGGUGUCCAUCAAAUCCUGGACAAGAUGGCAGCCUCUUCCAAGGGGAGAUAACUGAGGGGAGUGUGUAUUUGAGUGACUAUAACUACACCCAAGGUACACCUGAUGAGCUCUCAGAGAGUCAAUGUAGUGGUGACCACACAUCUGAUGAUGAUGAUGCAUCUGAUGAUGAUGAUGAUGAUGAUGAUGAUCCAUGAAGUCUGAUUACGUGAAGUUGUUAAAUUGUGUCCGAAGAGAUUGAAAUGGCUAUCCAAUAUGUACCCAAAUUAGAUGGGAUUUCAAAGAUUUAAGAAGUAAAUGUGACAUACAAUAUUUUCGUGAGGCAUUCAAGGUAUUUUAUUACAAUAUUAGUGAAUCACUCAUAGAUGUUGUGAUUAUGGUAACAGUGGUGCUUCUUCUGAUGUCACAGUUUGCUUAGCAUUGCUGGUGCCCCCCAUACUGUUCCAUGAGGCCAGACCAGUCUUGUUUUCUUGUCAGCGUGCCAUGAUGCAGGAAUUAUAACACAAACUUUGCCAAGGUUCAUUUGAAGAUCAUUUCCUGAUAGCAGCUUUUGAAACAAAUAUGCAAUCUAACAUAUUUUCAAGACAAAGUUUACAUUAAUCAAUCACUAAUCAAUUAAGAUGAAUAAGGUCUUCUAUUUUUAUGAACUUUUUGGCAGACUAUUCCAUACAUACAUUAUUAUUGCUGUCUUUUACAUUAAGUGAU
Messenger RNA from Haliotis rufescens (red abalone), 5052 nucleotides. RefSeq lists its product as uncharacterized. The record is from RefSeq and is a predicted model, not a curated record. Lineage: Eukaryota; Metazoa; Mollusca; Gastropoda; Lepetellida; Haliotidae. The transcript has 11 exons. The coding region runs from base 96 to 4544 and encodes 1482 amino acids.